GUUCUGUGUUCAGUCUUUAGUUCGCGUGCACCGGUGGUUGAGUGCGGUCUAUAGCUAACGUAUCGGUUGCUAUUUUGAGUCCAAGGCACUCCACUCGCUCGUGGAACUCAUUUGUGGAGUAUUGAUAAGCCGACAAUCAACUUCAGUACGCUGUACGUGUAGCACGUUUCGAAAUCGAUACCAUAUAAUCGGCCGCGCAAAUAGUAAUCGAAUAUUUCAUUAGCCUUUUGUGUCUUUAUUGUUGUUGACUUGGACGUAUCGAGUUUUUAUUCGCGUAAAAUCUCUGAUAGGUACCGUUCGCGGGCGCCUAUUUUGUGAUAGGACUUUGUGAGAGACUAUUAUCUACACUUUGUUUGAGUUUGGAUUUUGUGGAUUGACGGAUGACUGUGGCUGUGAUACCGUUUCUCUGGGACCGAGAAAGAGGUGGAGCCAUGGAGAGCUGUUACAAACUGUACACAUGGAUCAACCAUACGCUGCUGAUGCUGCUUGUGCAGAUGUUCUGGAAAGUCAGCCAGAUAUCGGAUUAUUUUAAACCAAAGUCCGUAGAAGAGAAGAAGGCGCAAAAAUCAUUGAUGUUCCCACCUUUAACAAAAGAGUCCAAACAACGUAGACACAUCAGAUCAAUGUCAGACGUGCAGAGCAGUACACCAUACCGCUUUCCAUUCAGAUCAAGAAAAGGUCUACAUCCCACUCUUACCUACGACUCAGACACGCGUGCGAAGUGCAUAGCGUCAUACAGACGCAGAUUCAAUGAUUCGUCAGACUCGAGUGAUUAUUUCGAAGCACCCAAGUAUUUAAGCAUAGAACACAACAUCGUCAAACAUUCUGACUCCAUGAGGAUACUAUGAACGCAAGAUCUGACCGAGUGCGGCUGAAUAAUCUAGUUCAAAACUAGUUCAAUGUUCGUAUAAAGUUCAGUUCACACUGACUAUCUAAUAUCAAAGACAAUAUUAUAGUAAGUGCAGUGAGAUAUGACUUAAAGGACAGUCCUUAAAAAGAGAGUCAAUAGCUAUAACAUUUAAAGGACAUUCGGUUUAACUGUUUACUAAUGUCCUUUAAUAAAAAAAUUAUGUAAAUAGAAAUUCAAGACAAUAUUUUUUAUGAAUGACGUAGAUAAGUACUUACUUAAUUUACAUUAAUUGAUUCGUUGAAACAAAUCGUAAAGGUUAUCUAAAUAAUUAGUAGAGCAUCCUAAAAAUCCACUUAAGCAGAGAAUACCGUUUACUUUCUCCCUUUUAAUUAUCUUUUAAAGUACUUAGCUCUCAAAAAAUAUGGCAGAGAUUGUAGCGUAGACGUACACUAGAAUCAAACCUUUAUAAAAGUCUCUGUUGAACUCGAAAACUGUGAUGGAGACUUGGAGAGUUUGGUCGAUUUUAUUUAUCUAACUUUAUUAAAAAAAACUUCCAAUGCUGAUAGCUUUUAAUGUUAGAGUUAAAGAGAGUGAAGCUUUUUAGUUAGCUUCCAACACUGGUAGUCUGAUAGUGAGGUAUAAUGUGGAAGAUUGCGAGUCGAACCUUUUUAAUUUCUCUGUGAAACCAGCUUCAUUUUGUAGACUAGAAUCGAAGCUUUUUAGUUAGCUUCCAACACUGGUAGUCUGAUAGUGAGGUAUAAUGUGGAAGAUUACGAGUCGAACCUUUUUAAUUUCUCUGUGAAACCAGCUUCAUUUUGUAGACUAGAAUCGAAGCUUUUUAGUUAGCUUCCAACACUGGUAGUCUGAUAGUGAGGUAUAAUGUGGAAGAUUACGAGUCGAACCUUUUUAAUUUCUCUGUGAAACCAGCUUCAUUUUGUAGAAACUUUGAUUAUAAUUACACUCAUGAAAUUAAGAGUUUUUUCGUUUUUUUACAGUCAAUACUUAUUUUAUUCUAUGUUAAAUCAGCUUCGAACACUUUGAUAUAUAUCAUAAAGAAUGAGGAAAACUGUAAUCUAACUUUAUGAAUUUUCUGUUAACUAAGCUUUCUGCGAACUGGUGGUAGAAAAUACUUUUUUUUUAAUUUGUUAAUGAGCUUGUAAAACUAUAGGAGGGCUGCAGAGUAUGAUAGACUAGAGUAGAAACUCUUUGCUAUUCUACCUUUCAAAACUCAAGACUCAAGAAUUAGAUUCAUUCAUAAUUUGGUAUAUAUAAAUACCUACCUAUGAUAUAAAAGUAUUGUCUUGACCUACUUUACUUAAUAAUAGUAUGUAUUUGAUCGAGUUCUUAGAUCUAGCGUGAAAGCAGUGGCGUGCACUUCAUACACGCACAAAAGCACUGCCUACCAAUUCUUUUAUAAAACUUGUUUAAAUGGAGUUUUUUUUACCAUUUGAUGCCAUAUUUCAGCUUUAUGUCUGCCCUGGUCAAAAACUCUGUGCACGCCACUGUGUGAAAGUGGCUUCGAUGUUACAGAUGAGACUAGAUUAUAAAAUGUUCAAGGACUGUGCAAUUCUAGUUAACAUUAACCCAUCGUGAUCGGUUUUAGUGAUUUCUAUGAGACUGUGAUUGUGUAAGAGCUAUGGUUAUUUAUGUAUAAAAACAGAAUAAUAAAAAAAAGUGAUUUAGAUUGUAAUAAACUAUUUUUUGUAAGAUAUUUUAGAAAUGACGCGUAGAUCAUAAAUGUAAAAAAAAACCAUCAGUCAAUUAAAAAUAUAUGUUAAAGAUAGGUAUAACGUUAUUAUCUAUAAAAUAUGCUGUGCCACCAAUAUUUUUAAGUUGUUUUUCUAUUUAACCCUUUUGGGACAACAAAAGAUCAGCUCCAGUUCAAUUUUGACUUACUACCACAUAACAGCAGUAUUAUUAUAUUAAAGAACAAGUUUUGCAUGACGUACUUGUACCUUGACGUCCUUAAAAUAAGGAAUAAAAUUCUAAAACAAGAGCGGCAACAAUAAUAAAAUAAUACUGCUUUAAGCGAUGGUAGUGAAUUCUCCGAUACAUCAUGUAGCAUAAUUAUCUUAUUUUAUAUUUAUAUACACAAAAUAUCUUAAGCAAUACCUAUAUGUAGGUAGGUAUACUAAUUAUUUCUACGACCCACUACUGCCUUGCUUUUUAUAUAAUUUACCUACAUGUACUGAUAAUUAAGUUCAAAUUGCACAACGAUGUAAAGAAACGCGUGGGUAUAAAUUUACAAAUCUUGUUUUUAAGUACCUACUUUAUAUUUUGUUGUUUAUUGAAAGUGAGAGGUAAAAUUGCGAAAAAUUUAAACGAACAUGCCAAACGGUAGGGUUGCCAACAUUAUGAGCAAAAAGUACGUCAAAUUUUAUUUGGCAAUGAUAAAACCACAAUGAUCCAAGGCACAUGUAUAUACAUUUUUGUCUGGUGGGCGGCAUCGGUUGUAUCUAGUUAACACCCUACCGACAAACACAUGCGGCUAAGCGGCGAUUGGGAACGAUGUCGCGUAGAAACUGAUUAGGAGAUAUGGGCUUAAUAUAACUUCCAUAAUACCUAACAGGUUCGCCCGCUACUAUCUUAGACUAACACCAUCACUUACCACCAGGUGAGAUUGCAGUCAAGGGCUCACUUGUGGAAUUAAAAAAAAACCAAUACAAGUUAGAACAUAACAAGUUGUAUUAGGCACACCGCACACACACAAUUAUCUAUUGACUAUAAUCUGAAUAUUGCCAAUAAUAUUGCCUGUGUGCGAUUGAAGUAUUGAAGUAUUUAUUGAGGGAUUAAUUGAAGUCUGAGGACUACGAGUCACUCAGUGGGUGAUGGAUUAAAUAAAAAAAUGACAUCAGAAAUUACUAGUAUCCGUAGAAGAGCUAGAGUUACCGAAAUAGCUCGAUGAGCCGCAAAGCUUAAGCAGCAAUUAGCAGAGCUCAAAGCUAGGAAAACCGAUGGACGUUUGGGAUCUAAAGGUACAGCAUUUGCGACCCCGUACCGGUAAAGCAGCGUUGCUCGACCCCCAACGAGGUGGGCAGAUGACAUCAAACGAGUCGCUGGGAAACAUGCGGGCAGUGACUGUGGAUUAUGGAAGGCCCCACAUAAGACCUGUGUUCAGCAUUAGACGUCAAUUGGUUGAGAGGCUGAUGAUAAUGAUGACUCUUGGAUAACUAAUGACAGUUUUCAUCAACGAUGACCAAAGCAAUCCCUACAUAAGUAACGCCUAAUCUAAGGAGCUUCUUAGGCAAACAUGAACCAUUUACCCAGCAAAUUACAACAUACAGACAUAAUACAAUAAGGAGUAAGUUGCAUCGUUGCGGUCAACGGGUCACCUACUCAGCUCAGUGCCGCAGUACCAGGGCCAGUAAGUACCUGCCAAGGAAUACUGCAAAGCUGGUUUUUAGGAGGGACCCUGAGAGUUUUUUUUUUAAUAAGCGUCUCCUGAAGCUUUAGGCAUUUAGGUGUUACCUACGUUUAGUGAAAACGGACACAAGGUUUUACCAUCGUCUAAAUGACUAUGGUAAAACCAUCUUUUUGUUUUCGCUUUUUGGUUUUUUAACUUUUUAUUUUAUUGUUUAGUAAAAUAAAUGGAAUGUCUGUCAUGUGUUAUGGCAUUAUGUAUGGGUGGAACCCUUUUCAUUUUAAUAAAUUAUUAUGUGACACAAAAAAGUGCCUUACGAGAAUAUUUCUGUAUGUUUAUUUUGUGAAUACGAUCUCCUUAUUGUAGGGUGCCUGUCUGUACCUGUAUUUGCGUACGAAACUUUGGUCCUCGGGCAACUUUACAUGAAGUGUUUCAAAACUAUCUAUAAGCACCUACUUAGGUAUAAUAUACGUAAUACGCCAUGA
Pararge aegeria (speckled wood butterfly) is the source of this 4696-nucleotide messenger RNA. RefSeq lists its product as uncharacterized. The transcript is spliced from 2 exons. The record is from RefSeq and is a predicted model, not a curated record. Lineage: Eukaryota; Metazoa; Arthropoda; Insecta; Lepidoptera; Nymphalidae. Bases 381 to 848 code for a protein of 155 amino acids.